AUGUUCGCAACACACCCAUCCACACCUUUCCGCCAAACCUCCCACUACACCCCAACGCGCCCAUCCCCCCUAGGCCCCCGAAACUCCAAUAUCGCAACUCCCCCAUGGACAAUGGGAUCCCCCACACGCGCCGGAUCCGGACAUCCCCAAAAACCAACCGGCGCGCAAGAGAACGCUUUCUCCCCAGUACCCUUCUCUUCUUUCUCGCCACACAAUGAUAGCCACCAAACACAGCCGCAAAAACAGCCUAUCUUCGGUGCACCUGCCGUGUCUACACCCUUCAACUUCUCUCCAACCAAUAACAUGAUGUCUCCGGCCUCUCCUUCCCCUUCUACACGCGCGACCAAGUUCUCGGACCGCUACGCGAAUCAGGUUGCCAAUCCUAUGAAGACGUCUACUUCGCUUGCGCGCUCAAAGACGCGGAAGAUGUAUAUGAAUCGUGUUAGAAAUGAGCGUGAUGAGGGUCGGUUUGAGGCUCGUGGGGAGCAGAUGAUGCAUGCGGAUUAUCUGGCUGAUAAGCGUCGGUGGGAAGAGAGUAUGGUGCGGGAUAUGGAUGUGCCGACGGGAGAUAUGGAGGAGGAUGAUAUGCUUCCUGAUGAUGAUACUCGUGCUUUUGAUGAGUUUGUUUUUCAAGAGGAGGCGAUGGAGAUGGCUAUGCAGCAGUCUGGGGAUCAGAAUGGUUGUUUCAGUGAUGAUGAAUAUGAUGACAUUUUUAUGACGUUGCCUGAGCCUACGCUUGGCGAGAGUCAGGACAUGGAUAUGUCAUGA
Messenger RNA from Penicillium longicatenatum, 768 nucleotides. RefSeq lists its product as uncharacterized. Lineage: Eukaryota; Fungi; Ascomycota; Eurotiomycetes; Eurotiales; Aspergillaceae. The coding region runs from base 1 to 768 and encodes 255 amino acids. The record is from RefSeq and is a predicted model, not a curated record. The transcript is spliced from 2 exons.